Cooperia oncophora is the source of this 969-nucleotide messenger RNA. The record is from the annotation of a GenBank genome assembly. NCBI's taxonomy places the organism in Eukaryota, Metazoa, Nematoda, Chromadorea, Rhabditida, Trichostrongylidae.
AUGAAAAAUUUCCCAUUUCAGCAUUACUUUGGCCAUCCGUCGUUCCGUCCUAAACAGUGGGACAUUGUGAGGAAUGCCUUGGAAGGAAAAGACCAGCUAGUGCUUAUGUCGACUGGAUAUGGCAAAAGUGUGUGUUAUCAACUACCAGGAUUGAUGUCUUCGUCCUUGACAUUAGUGAUAUCGCCACUGAUAUCAUUGAUGAAUGAUCAAAUGAUGAGCCUCACGCUGAAUGGAGUUGCGGCAUCGAUUUUAUGUGGCACUACUUCACAAAAAGAAAAGGAUCGUAUCAUGGAGAACAUCGACAAUGGGUCAUUGAGGAAUUGUCCUGUUAUGGCAUUGACAGCCACUGCAACUCAAAUGGUCAGGAAAGAUAUAGUUGAUAAUUUGCAGCUGUCUGAUCCCAUUAUUGUGUGCACGGGAUUCGAUAGGAGGAAUCUAUACUUAUCGGUCAAGCAAAUGACAAAUAUGAAGGACGAUCUUGAGAAGCUAUUGGUUGCUGAAGAUUUUACUUUGGGGCGACAUUUCGGUGGUGCUACGAUCAUUUAUUGCCAGACUCGAGCUAUGGUGGAGACCGUACAUGAGCAUCUGAGGGGCCGAGGUGUGAAGUGUGCCAUGUAUCAUGCCGGCUUGAGUGAAAAAGCCAAAAACGACGCACAUCAUGGCUUCAUUCAGGACAAGUACACUACAAUAGUAGCUACGGUAGCAUUUGGUAUGGGUAUUGACAAAUCGGAUGUUCGCAAAGUAAUCCAUUGUGGAAGUCCGAAAGAUAUCGAAAGCUAUUACCAGGAAAUCGGUCGAGCAGGACGUGAUGGCGACCCCGCCCAGUGUCAUGUAUUCUGGACACAAAAAGACAUCGUGAUGAACAGGGCGCGCAUCAACAAAUCUAUGAGCGAACCGUAUCUUUCGCAUGCCUACGAGAUGAUUCGUUGUAUAGAGGAGUUUUUGAAUUCGAUGCGGUGCAGACGAUAG